Molecule: messenger RNA, 997 nt
Organism: Papilio machaon (common yellow swallowtail)
Lineage: Eukaryota; Metazoa; Arthropoda; Insecta; Lepidoptera; Papilionidae
Product: GATA zinc finger domain-containing protein 1
Exons: 3
Coding region: 116-880 (254 amino acids)
Biological process (GO): chromatin organization; regulation of DNA-templated transcription
Cellular component (GO): nucleus
Molecular function (GO): zinc ion binding; sequence-specific DNA binding
Source: RefSeq, a predicted model, not a curated record
GUUCCUGUCUUCAUCGAUCCAAUUUUUCAAAGUUAGAAUUAAAAGUGUCAAAAAGCGAGUCUAGCUAAGAAAAUUUAAGUUUUGUAAAUUAAAUAUUGUAUGAAAUCUCACUGAAAUGCCUAAACCUGUGUGCGUACAGUGUAAGACGAAAGAUUCCUUACUUUGGCGAAACGUAGAGAACGGACAAAUAUGUAAUGAUUGUCAUUUAUCAAAUACCGUAAAAAAGGAAUCAAAAUUAGACACUGCAGUGGCGAAAUCUGAAAGUGAUGAGAAAACAGAAGGUAAAGAUAACGAAGGAAAGAACGGGAAGAGUGAUGAAUCUAAGCCCGCUAAAGCUACGGGGAAAGGAACCAGGAAAAGUACUAGAGCGACAAGAUAUAAGUCUAAAACUCAAGCACCGUAUUCCAAAACUUCGGUGCCGCGGGGAAGAGGUCGAAGAAGUAUUUUUAAACGACAGCCAGUAAAGGCUCCGACAGCUACAGCUACUGUGGUCACCAGUGAUUCUAUAUUUUAUAAGGGUAGUUAUAUGCAAGUAGGUGAUAUAGUUGCUAUGGUACAUAUAGAUGGUGGCGUGUACUAUGCUCAAAUCCGUGGUUUUCUGACCGACCAGUAUUGUGAGAAGAGUGCUGUUGUAACCUGGUUGAUACGAACCAGGGCCAGUCCACCACCUGAAGAGGGUUUCGAUCCUGCCACAUAUAUCAUUGGUCCUGAAGAGGAUUUGCCACGUAAAUUAGAUUACAUGCAUUUUGUAAUGCACGCCCCUUCUGAUUACUACAAAGAUAGUAAAAGUCCAUACCCUGUAAGUGAAUCAAAACUCAAUGAUUCCAGUGGUUUUAUUUGGACUACAUUAGAACCAAAAGAAAAACCCACCACCAUUUAAAUUUCUGUUAAGUUUAUCAUAUUUGUGCUAUAUAUGACUUUUUAAUUGCUGCGAUGUGUUUAUUUUUGCUUAUAAACUCAAACUGUAUGUUCUAAAUUCAGCAUUAAAACUAUUUAA